UCGAUUGCCGGCUACAAAAUAUAAACAAUCUUUGAUUUUAAUUUAUUUUUUAUUUGUUAUUUACAUGCGUAUCGAGUAGGCAUAUUCUGAUACGUCACUUUGACAUUCCCGUGUUCUGUUAUGUCAUUUCCAUUGUAUAGAAAUACAAUCCAAGGGGCUCUCAACACGGAAGCAACUGCCAAGACACAAGAAAACAUAUUCGAAAUCAAAUAACUCGUUAAAUAAGUUAACUAAUUGCUAGGCAUGUCUCUCUUUCCCGCCUAUGGCGGUGGCCAGUCCUCGGAGGCUGUGGGUGCGACAGAGACCGAGGAGGAGGAGGUGGCAACAACAAGCGCGGAUUGGCAAAAUAACGACAGCUACCACAGGAAACCCACAACCGAUGGGGCUUUAGCCGCUGAGGAACCAAAUCCGGACACCUUCACUUCCAGCGACGACUCCUCCACCGCCGAGGAGGAUGAGGUUGUGGUUGAGGCAGUGCCCAAGGCGGAGGAGCUGCCCAAGGCCAAGCCACUCGAGUUCGAUGGCAAAGAUGAGUUCUAUGUGGACAAGAAGAGCAACUCGUCCCUCUUGAACAUUUCCACACUGGCCAAACCAGCGCGACCACGCUACAAAAUUUGGAUGGGACGUCUCCGGGAUCGGCAGUGUGAUCCACGCUCUACGGAGGAUCGCUCCAAGCUAUCCUCAUCCUCGAAGAACAGUCGCUACACCAGGAAAGCCCUGGACAUCGAAGGGCUCGCCCAUGAGCCAAUUCUCAGGCUGCAGGAGCAGCUCAUCCAGACCAAGGCGCUCGUCCAGCGGGAACCACAGGUGCUGGACCACUGGCUGCACCUGCAGCGCCUCAUCAAUCUCAAUGUGUACAAGGCCAACCGGCUGGCGGUGGCGGAGGAAGAACUCCGCACCCUGGAAACUGCCCUGGAGCACCAUCCCUCCAAUGAGCGGAUCCUGCGGCUCUAUACGGACAUAGCCAACGCCACUUACCCGGCCAGCAAGGUGGCUGCGCGCUUUGAGAAAAUGCUGGAGAAGAACCCAUUCGAGUAUACCCUUUGGACAUCCCUAAUCAUGGUCACCCAAGGCAACAUGGCGCGUUGCACUGUGCCGGCUGUGCUGCGGAUCUACGAGACAAGCAUGCGCAGGAUGCAUGUGGGACACACCGAUGAGAUCAGCCGUAAAUUCGCCACCGUGGACACGGAUCGCAUAAUGCUGAAGCUGUUCCACAACUGUGUGCUAUUCCUGCGCCAAUCGGGAAACAUGAACAAGAUGUUUGCCCUGCUCCGUUUGACAAUGGAGUUGAAUUUCCCGGGACUGACUGUGGACUGCUUGGAGGCUUGUACCGCGAAUGAAAAAUCGCUGAUUGAAUUCGAGGAGAUAGUGCUGCAUUCGGGAAUGCCGAUGCCGGAGAUCUGGACGCGAGUGGAGCGCCUUCGACAGGCCUACUGCUAUCUGCCCUAUCCGCAAUUGGUCCCAUCGGCAAAGGAUCAGGUGGAAAGGGGACUGGAUAGCCAACGAUGCAUCUACAGCGACGACGUUGUGCCAUAUGCACAUGCCCUUAAGUCGCCGGAAAAUCGCUUGCACCUGCUACUCCUAAUUGUUCAGCACACGAAGAUGCCGCUCGUUCGCAGCUCCUGCCUGGCUGCCAAACUAAAUCCGUGCAUUGACGAGUUUGGCGAGUCCGAGGCCAUCGAGAUGCUGUUCGCUGGCUUGGCGGAUAGACACUCCUAUGUUUUGCCUUCAGCCAGAAAUGUUGGCUUCCAUGCAGCCUUAAUAAACUUGGCCAAGGAGAUGAGCGUAACGCCCAGCUUCAUGCCGCACUUUAUGGGCCACGAACUAUAUGCGGUCACCGUCAGCGGACUGUUGCUUAAGUGCAGCGAAGCCUUCAGCACUGAGGAGAGCAAGCGUCGGGUGUUCCUGCUCUUGUGGUUGAGAUUCCAGCGACUCCUUGUGGUGCUGAACAAACUGAUGGGCAAACUGACCAAGGCCUAUAUGAAAGUGACACGCGAUCGGAUUCGCAACCAGAUGCGUUUGCUGGAGAACCGUCGGGUCUUACGUUUCUACACGGAGUUGGCCAUGUGCGAGUUCGAGGGCCUAGAGCAGGGCGAAGAUGAUAGCCGGGUCUUCGACAUAUUUCGCAAGAUCAUCGCCGCCGAAUCGGAGACAGGCAGCCAGUUCGCUUGUCCGGACUUGAUGCAUGCCUAUUUGGUGUGUGCAGAGAUGCUUAUACAACGCUCUCGAAGGGAUGAGGCAAUCCAUGUGCUCAGCUGUCUGUCUACGGGCCAAUACGCCGGUACAGGCACAACGAAUGCGGCGUUACCUGGUAUUAGGGCAUGCCUGGAGAGAGGACUGGAGUUGCUGAAGGAGGAGGUGAAAGCCCUCGACACACUGCCAGCUGAGAUGCCCUUGGAAGAGUACUUCCUGCCCAACAAACUGCUCAUCCUGUUGCGCGCUAGCUGUUUGCUUGGGAUGCUGGACUAUCGCUACUUGGAGGUGGAAAAUAUGUUUGAUGAGUUGCUGCAGGAUCAACUUGGCCCGGAGGCCGCAAAGGUCAGCGAGCGGCGACGUUUUCUCCGCGAGCAGGUCAUGGAAAUAAAGAUCCUGCAGCUGCAGUUGCCUAUCCCCCCACCUGGCGAGCUGGAGAAAGUGUACCAUGAGAAGAGAAGGACCAACCGCCUGACGCUUGGGAACGUGCUGCUGGUUCAGUUGGUGGAUCGCGGACUCGAUGAGUUCCCGCGCAAUAUGAUGAUGCUCCAGACUUGGGCCGGAUUUCAUACGAUGAUGUGGCACAAGCAGCGCGCCCGCAUUAUCCGCACUAACGCUGGCAUUGUCUCACUGCUGCACUUGGUCAUUACCGCCAAUAGUCGCUUUGCGAGCACAGGAGACGAGGAUCCACUCAUGGCCGCCAGAGAGCCCUUCAUACAGGCGGCGGUGCGCAAUCGUUUGCUCAGCAUGUUUGAAACUUUUCUCUCGACCAACAAAAACCGCUCGGAGAUCGAGGCGGAGCAGUAUCGCGUUCUGCGCAGGAACUCGAUCUACUGGCGUCUGUACCUGAAGUGCCUUUCCGAUACGAGGACCAGCUUCGAGCGCAGCAAGAUGGUUCUGCUGAUGGCCAUUGACGAGUGUCCCUGGGACAAGGCUCUGUUGAUGGAGGGCGGCACUGUUUUGCCGAAUGAACUGCCGUUCCUGCAGGACCUCAUGACUGAAAAGGAGAUACGCAUGUACGCUCUGCCCGAAGAGCUGGACAUCUUGCGCAACUAGCAACCGGACUGUUUUUAGAAUUCUUACUGUCUAUAUAUAUAAUUUGUUUACCCAUCCUAGUCUAAUUGAACUAGUGUUAUUAAAUUUGAUACGCUGAAAAACAAUGAAC
Molecule: messenger RNA, 3358 nt
Organism: Drosophila subpulchrella
Lineage: Eukaryota; Metazoa; Arthropoda; Insecta; Diptera; Drosophilidae
Exons: 2
Coding region: 244-3249 (1001 amino acids)
Biological process (GO): negative regulation of RNA catabolic process; regulatory ncRNA-mediated post-transcriptional gene silencing
Cellular component (GO): catalytic step 2 spliceosome
Source: RefSeq, a predicted model, not a curated record